CUUCCUCAAUCUGUUUCUCCCAUUUCGUGCUGCAGAUGGGAACUUCUUUCUGAGGCAAGCAGGUGGAUCAACUCGACUCUCAACAAUGAAAUGCAUCGAGUCAAUGCAACGGUGGAAAGUCCCGCUACCUCAAAGACUUCUUUCUAGUCAUGCACAGAAUAUGAUGCUUUGGGGACGACUUACUGGUGUAUACCUCCUUGCCCAUUUAAGACCUCGAGUGCCUCCAUGCUUGGGGCUAUCCACAAUACGCAAAUACACGAAUAUACAACAUCACUGACAGCCACAGGCUCCUAUUUGCACACCAAUGGAUGUUGAAAGCGCCUCCAAGCCACAAGUGCUGAACGGCUGGUUCACGAUUAUGCAUUCGGUUGUGGAUGCACAGUUGGAACCAGAGAAUGGAGCCUAUCAUCUCAACGCUCUCAUAAGUGUCCUUUGUCCAGAGUUCCAGUCAUUCUCACAGCAGUUCUGGAUUGUUUGCGAUGCAUGCCUUGGGAAUCCCGUGCGCUGGGCCUAUGGGGGCAUCGAGAGCGGAUUACAGCCAGAUAACGCUACGGACGCUUUGGUGCGCGUCUUCUGGGGCUACGUGAUCAAAAUCGCUAGGGACAUUUCUUACCAUGACAACGAAAGACAGGCUCGGUUGGUUGACCUCAUUCAUGCACUGGCUCACCUCGUAUCGGCGGGUGAUCACCUCGGAAAUUGUGGCAGUGAUGGCAUGGAGAACAUCGACCCGUUGAAGGGAUCCGUCCCCAUGGGUCCCUUUCUGAGUCUUGAAUUUGAUAGGGAGGAGUGGAUCAAUAGGACCUCAUUCAUGGCCAGAAUGAUGGGGCGACAACUCAGAUCGUGGAAAAUGUUUGCCAUCUGGGAACUGCGAUCGGCCCUCGAAUACCCUCAGUCCAUCCCGGACGGCGUGGACUUCCACGUUGGCGUAGUGCGUGAAUGGAUUCUUCAUGCGGGGGCGGAGCUGUAUCGCCAGAGAAAGGAAGGCGUUCUUACAGAGUGUGAACAGCGCUCUACCAGCCCUGGUCCUCUUUACUAUGGCAAGGCGGAUCUCUGUCUGGAGCGCUGGGCCUUCUGGAAAGAGCGUCUCCUCGACCUGGCCAAGGAUGCUUCACCGGAGUUGCAAAAGACUGCAGUGUCUGUGGUAGAGCACAUGAACGAUAUUGAGGACAAGGCUCAGGGUAACCUGAAGAAGCGUUCAGCUUCCGCAGCUUUCGAGUGA
Messenger RNA from Aspergillus saccharolyticus JOP 1030-1, 1219 nucleotides. Its product is annotated as DUF3632 domain-containing protein. The transcript has a single exon. The coding region runs from base 305 to 1219 and encodes 304 amino acids. NCBI's taxonomy places the organism in Eukaryota, Fungi, Ascomycota, Eurotiomycetes, Eurotiales, Aspergillaceae. The record is from RefSeq and is a predicted model, not a curated record.